ACCCGAGCCCCGGGCGCCGACCCCGGGCACCUCUGUUGGUGUCUGCGUGCAGAGGAAGGRCGAGCGGGGAGUGUAACUUAGCGAAGUCCGAGGACCUCGAAAACCCAGCAGCUUUCCUUUUGUCUCCUAGAAACUUGUGUUCUUUGGGGACAAACGGGUUAAGUGAGACUGGGAGGCAUCAUCAACUGUCUCCGCGGGAUGAGAGAAAGCUGGACUGACCAUUAUGGAGGAGGAGCUGCAGCAUUCACACUGUGUGAAUUGUGUCAGUAGACGGUGUAUGACCAGACCAGAGCCUGGGAUUUCCUGUGAUUUGAUUGGUUGUCCUUUGGUUUGUGGAGCAGUUUUCCAUUCUUGUAAAGCUAAUGAGCACCGACUUCUGUGUCCAUUUGAACGAGUGCCUUGCUUAAAUAGUGACUUUGGAUGUCCUUUUACCAUGACCCGAAAUAAAGUUGCUGAACAUCUUGAAAUGUGUCCUGCAAGUGUGGUAUGCUGUACUAUGGAAUGGAACCGAUGGCCAGUUAGUUAUGCGGACCGGAAAUCRUAUGAAAAUCUAAGCAGAGAUGUUGAUGAAGUGGCUCAAUUAGAUAUGGCCUUGGCUCUUCAAGACCAAAGGAUGCUCUUAGAAUCUCUCAAAGUAGCCACCAUGAUGUCAAAAGCUACUGAUAAAGUAUCUGAACCUAGAGAACAAAUCUCAGUUAAAUCCAGUGUCUCUGAAAUACCACAUGCUAAUGGUUUGGUAUCUGUUGAUGAAGAAUCUUAUGGUGCACUUUAUCAAGCUACUGUAGAAACAACCAGAAGUUUGGCUGCUGCUUUAGAUAUCUUGAAUACUGCCACAAGAGACAUUGGCAUGUUAAAUACAAGUCUUCAUACUACCCCAGAUGAAAUGAAUGAAGAACAAAAUGACAGAGAAAGUUUGCAGGAUAGAAACUUGAAAGACCAGGAUCGUCCUUACGAGGAUGAGAUAGGGGCAGUAGGUGGAAUCGACCAUACUGGCAUAAGUCAGAAUGCCCAGUCUGAGCAAAAUGGUUCAAGUGAUUUAUUGUGUGACUUGAAUGCAGGUUCUUAUGGCACUUCUGUUCUUUGUAAUGGCUUUCCUUUGGAAAAUGUAUGUACACAGGUCAAAGACCAGGAUCAGAAUUUUCAAGUUGAUUCAAAACAAAGUAGCUUAACAAAUGGAGAAUGUGUGGCAUCAGAUGGUACUGCAGAAUCUUCCAGUUCACUUUCAGUAGCAGCACAACUUAGGGAAGUAAUACCCUCCAGUGCUUUACCUAAUGGCACCGUUCAGCAUAUCCUCAUGCCAGACGAUGAAGAUGAAGGAGGACUGUAUUGGAGAAAAGUAGACUUAGGGGACUUGAGGAAUGUGGAUGUCUUAUCUUUCAGUCAUGCUCCUUCAUUCAAAUUUCUUUCUAAUUCAUGUUGGUCUAAACCAAAAGAAGAUAAAGCAGUAGAUACAUCAGAUUUGGAAGUUGCUGAAGAUCCUAUGGGCCUCCAAGGAAUAGAUCUGAUUACAGCAGCAUUACUGUUCUGUCUAGGAGAUUCUCCAGGUGGGAGGGGUAUAUCUGAUAGUCGCAUGGUUGAUGUAUAUCAUAUUGACUUUGGGACGCAGACUUUUUCGCUUCCAUCUGCAAUAUUAGCUACAAAUACAAUGGUUGGGGAAAUAGCUUCAGCUUCAGCUUGUGAUCAUGCCAAUCCCCAGCUUUCAAAUCCAAGUCCUUUUCAGACACUUGGGUUGGAUUUAGUAUUGGAAUGUGUUGCUAGGUAUCAACCUAAGCAGCGUUCAAUGUUUACCUUUGUGUGUGGACAGUUAUUUAGAAGAAAAGAAUUUUCUUCACAUUUUAAGAAUGUACAUGGUGACAUUCAUGCUGGACUCAAUGGCUGGAUGGAACAGCGGUGCCCUUUAGCCUAUUAUGGUUGUACUUAUUCUCAGCGUAGAUUUUGUCCAUCAACACAAGGAGCAAAGAUUAUACAUGACCGUCAUUUGAGGUCGUUUGGAGUUCAGCCAUGUGUAUCUACAGUAUUAGUAGAACCUUCUAGAAACUGUGUGUUGGGAUUACAUAAUGACCAUCUAAGUAGUCUUCCCUUUGAGGUCCUACAACAUAUUGCAGGCUUUCUCGAUGGCUUCAGUUUAUGCCAGCUCUCAUGUGUGUCCAGGUUAAUGAGGGAUGUGUGUGGCAGUCUGCUUCAGUCUCGUGGAAUGGUCAUACUGCAGUGGGGGAAAAAGAAGUAUCCAGAAGGAAAUUCAUCAUGGCAGAUAAAGGAAAAGGUAUGGCGAUUCAGUACUGCAUUUUGUUCAGUUAAUGAAUGGAAAUUUGCUGACAUCUUAAGYAUGGCUGACCACUUGAAGAAAUGCAGUUACAAUAUCAUAGAGAAACGGGAGGAAGCAAUCCCCUUGCCAUGUAUGUGUGUGACUCGAGAACUCACUAAAGAAGGACGUUCACUACGCUCAGUUUUAAAACCUGUACUUUAAAAACUAACUACUUGCGUACACAUGCAAGCACCUAGUAUAAUUUCUUUGUAAUAUGUGAUACUUUAUUAAUGUAUUAAAGAGUACAGCUAGAUAAAWGUAAUGUCAUUAUGUAUAUAUAUGUUUUGAAGUGAUAUAUAUUUUUAUAAAGUACUGUUUAGUUGGAAAAAUAAUCGCCUUAAUGUUUGAAAUGUGUGGCAUUUUUGGAACUUGCUGGACAGGGUGAUUUAAUGUUAGUUACAUAAUUUUCAGAAUUAGUAUUUUUGAUGGUGUGCAUAUUUUGGUUCUUAAAUGUUUUGCUUCUUAAAACUAACAAGAUCCUGACCAAUUUAUUCCUCAUGUUUUCUAUGGGUUAAGCCCACACAAUCAAAAAAGCAAAACUUUGAUUCAAAUUUUUGCUGCAUAGGUUUUUCAGAUGAACACUUUCAAUUGCUUAAGCACUGCCCUAAGAUCCUUAUAAAAUUUUUUAUUAUCUAGUCGUUCCCCUCUGACAAUUAUUGAUGCACAGAUGAUCUCCAAUAUACUUACAUAAUAUUUAAAAUUACAACUAGUKUUUGGUAAUGCUAUUUAUAAUGUUUUAAAGAUAAUUCACAAAGAUGUUUUCAUCUUAUGUUCUUAAAACUUAUACAGAGUGACCACAAGCAGCUUUCCCUUUUAUUAAAUGCCACAUCCAGAGAUUUGUGGCCAUGUGUUUUAUGGCAGGUUAAAGCAAAAACAUGCAAACAAAAAACAAGCCAGUGAAUUUAAUUGGAAACCAUUCAUGUUAUUGUGUAUUUGCUAAACAUUUAAUGUUUGAACAAAAAUAUACCUCAUUUUAAGUUUGAAUUUGGCAUAUUUUGCAAAUACAUUUCAAAUAUUCAGAAUGCAAAGGGCUUAACUUUUUCAUAUGCAUUUUAAAAUUUUGCCUUUUGUAGUUUACAAAAAUACAGCUAUAUUGUUUUAAGACAUUUAAAAAUGUGAAUUUAAUGUUGUCUUUGUAAGAUAUCCAGCAGAGACCUGCAUAGUUUGACAAUCUCUCUGAAACAUUUCCAAGUUAAUUUCCUAUACACUUUUUUACCAGAAAGUAAGAGUUGUAUCUUCAUGAAAAGAUCCAGGGAGGAUAGAGAAAUAUYCAAAAGCCUAUUCUUGAAGUAUUUUAUUAUAGUUUUAUACUGUUAACUUGAUGUGGUCACUUUAAAAAUGAAUAAAUUUGCUGUAUKAGUAUUUAGGAAACAUUGCAAAGAUGGAGACAUAUACUUAAAUAAUUUGUCUUAGGUAAAUUCUGGCAUGUGGUAAGCUAAAAUGGUGAUGAGCUUCCUGGUUAUAAAUGUCAACACUGAAUUAUAUUUUUACUUCCUACAUUUGUCCCUGAGAGUGUUUUAUGGUCACUGGUCCAUGAUUCCCAUAUAUGGCAAUCAGGAUGGGCAGAGGUGUUACUUGGGCAGUAGAGAAUUUUGAAUUGCUGAAGAUUUGUUUUGGUUGGAUCAAGUUCUUAUUAUAGUUCAAAAAUAUAGGAUUAAAGACUCAUCAGUUGUUUUGCCUCAGCUCUCAUUUUAAUUAGUAGAAUACUUACUUCUCAGUGCUUAACUAUCGUUUUAAUUCUGAGAUUGAAUUGCAUAAGAAGUCUCUAUUUCUGUGGAAAAGUCAGAAAUGAGAUAUCAAAUACUAUAAGGUAUUACUCUGCCUUUUGUUAAGCUUUUACUGAAGAAUGUGUUUGUGGUUAGCCUAGCACAGGCAUUAACUUUUUGUUUUAUGGUUGUGCUUUUAAAAAUCCAUUGUUUUUAGGUUUAGAUUUGUUAUUUCCACACUGAAUCAUGAAAUAUUUAACAUUUUUCCACCUUAUAUUUCUUUUACACAUCUUUCCCUGUUCUCUUUUUUGUUAUGCCACCAUAUCAUUUUGUUAAAAUGUUUUCUCUGUGCAACAUUUGUUUAAGUUCUAAUAAAAUUAAUAUUUUCCCCUUAUAUGUCUCAUUAACUUAAAAAGAAAAACUUUCAUUUAAAUAAAAUUUUAAUACUUGUUUGAUGAAUUCAAAACACAGUCUGUUUCUGGAAUGUUGAUUCUUCUGCGUGUUACAGGAGUUGCUGGUUGAUUAUCAUUGCUAGCUCAGGUUUUACUGGUGAACUCUAAAUUUUUCUGUAAUAUAUAGAACUUAUUAGUUAAUUUUCUUUGCCCCUUGAGUGUCUUGAAAGUAGGCCCAUCUAGAGAUAUUAAAAGGCUGCUAAGAGAUUGUGGCAUGAUUAUUUUUUUAAAACUUGAAACCAGAACUUCCUAUUUGUCCUCUUAAGCACGAAGAGGUUUGUAUGUUGACCUAGUAGAUUUUUAUUUGCAAAGUCUUUGUUGAUUGCUUAAGUCUUUGCUACCCAGAAAGAUAAAGGGCAAGCAUCAAAAUGGAGGAAAAUAUCUAAAUUCACUUUUAUUCUCUUUAUCCUUUCCCAGUACUGCUUAAUAGCUUGCUUGCUCUUUCUUUUCUCUCUUUUCAUUCUCUUUUUUUCUCUCUGUUCCUUUCCCCCUCACAUGUCACUUGGGGUAAGAACAAAUGGUCUGUUUUAACAAGGUCUCCAGGUGAUUCUGAUGCACAAAAAACUAUAAGAUCUUAGAGGAAGACAUACUAUCUCUACCCUCUGAUGUUUUAUUAGAAUGGAUAUAUAUGUGUAUGUACGAAUGUAUAMUCCAAAAUUAAGAGUAAUGAUUGUGUUAAUAGUUAAAUUAUAUAUGUUGUCUCAGUCUUAGAGCCAUAUGAGAAAAUACAUUGGGUAUAAAAACUUGUUACUAGUAUUUUAAACUUCACUAGUAUUUUAUGGUGUUUCUUCUAUUCAAAGGCAAGAAUAGAGUACAUUUUARUUCAUUAGUACUAACAUUUAGCAUAGUCACACUUGUUUAGUGGUUGCAGAGUGAUGUGAACGUACUAGAAUUGUAGGAUGAGCAAAGAGAGUAGAAGUAGAUAAAUUCCAAAUUAAAUCCUACUAAAGUAUUUGUAGGGAUCCCUUCAACCCUAUCAAUAAGAUUAAAGAUCGACUUUCUGGUUUAUCAGUAGUAUAGAAUUAUUUUUAGUCUUUGUCUGCGCAUAUUCCAUUAAGGCUAUUCCUAUCAUGUGUCCUUUAACUUUGGAUAUUGGGGUCUUAGUAAUGUUUAAGAUACUAGAGUUUCUCAUACCCCUUGAAGAUACAGUAGUUUGUGUUAGUAUAUUGAUAACAGAUUUUACUUGUGGGGAUUUGAAUACUUGUAGGUGAAAAAUGCAAACAGAUUUCUCCAUGUUUUGCAUCCCAAACUGAAAAGACAUGGUUAUUAAUU
This is a messenger RNA of Urocitellus parryii (Arctic ground squirrel), 5735 nucleotides long. RefSeq names its product F-box protein 30 (gene Fbxo30). NCBI's taxonomy places the organism in Eukaryota, Metazoa, Chordata, Mammalia, Rodentia, Sciuridae. The record is from RefSeq and is a predicted model, not a curated record. Gene Ontology annotation, molecular function: protein binding; ubiquitin protein ligase activity; zinc ion binding.